UUCUAGAAAAUGCAAACAAAUCUAUAGUGAUAGAAAGCAGAUCAGUGAUUGCCUGGGAAGGUAGGGACAGGGAGAAAAGGGAGGGAGAGUAGGAUUACAAGCGCACAUGAGGAAACUCUUAGGGAGGAUGGAUAUGUUCACUAUCUUGAUGUAGUUAUGAAUUCAGGAGUGCACAUAUAAGUCAAAAUUUAUCAUAUUGUAUGGUUAAAUGUGUACAGUUCAUUGUAUACCAAUUACAUCUCAAUAAAGCUGUUAAAAACAUUCACAUCUUCAGAAUUCAUUUUUUAAGCAUGAUGUUAGGUUUUCCUUGAAUGUCCUUUAUCAAGCUGAGGAAGUUCCCUUCUGUUCCCAGUUUGCUGAGAGUUUUUUUUUUUAAUCAGUAAUGGAUAUUGUAUUUUUUCAAAUGCUUUUUCUCUGUCUACUGGAUGACCGUAUGAUUUUCCUUUUUUAGUUUGUUAAUAUGGUAAAUUACAUUGAUUUUAAACGUUAAACUAACCUUGCAUUCCUGGGAUAAACCCCACUUAAUCAUGAUGUAAUAUCCUUCUUAUAAAUUGAUAGAUUCAACUUACUAAAAUUUUGCUUAGAAUUUCUCCAUAUAUGUUCAUAAUGGAUAUUGGUUUGAAAUGUUCUUUUCUUGUAAUGUCUUUGCCUGGUUUUAUCAGGAUAAUGCAGGCCCAAUAGACUAAGAUUAAAAGUAUUUCCUCCUCCCCAAUUUUCUGGAAGAGUGUAGAAUUAGUAUUAUUUUUUUCUUUAAAUGUUUGGCAGAUUUCACCAGUAAAGCCAUGGCCUAGAAAUUCUUUCAAGGAAGCAAGCUGGGGCAAUUGCAGAGGUCUCCUCAUCUGUUUUCUGUUUCUCAGAGAUCACUGUCCUUUGUUGCCUAAUUUACAAUGUCUUAAAAAUCAUUAUUUCAUAGAUUUUGUCAGUUGUUCCAGGCAGGAGGGCAAAUCUGGUCUCUACCAUUCCAUCUUGUUUGAAUUAGAUGCCAGAGGCUUGAAAUUAACAAAAAGCAACACUACAACAUUUUUCAAUAAAUACUACUUAAGAUUACAGUAUCUCUUUUUUGGCAGCUAUGUUACACUGUUGGCUUCUAUUUGGCUUCUAUCAGUUACACAGUCAACUAAACUUCUCUUUUAAAAAUAAGUGUUUCCAUAAAGUAUGAGAUAAAAGUUUUUAGACUGAACUAGAGGUUUUUUUUUAAUAGACUACUUUUUACAACAGUUUCACAGGUUCACAGCAAAUAAACCAAACAUUUAAUAAUGGAAAAUUACCAAAAUUAUUGAAUCUUUUUAAAACCUUGUCAAGGUAAGGCAAAGAAAAAUUUAAUUACAGUAAUUGGAAGCAAUGAUUGGGAGGAAAAAAUGGUCUCAUGUUUAUUACUCAUUAAACUAUUUUCUGCUCUAAACUCUUCUCUACAUCCAGUCUUACCCCCAUAACUCAUUGUCCACUCAGCAGUCAUCUUUUCAAAAGGUAAAUGAGAUCAUAUCUGACUUAAAACCCUCUACUGGCUUCUUAUUACACUUAGAAUAAAUUCAAACUCAUUAUCUUGCUUGAUUUCCCACAACUCUCCCUUUCAUUCAUCAUUCUCCAGCAGCUACUUCUGUGCAGGGCCUUUGUACUUUAUAGUCCCUCUGCAUGAAACACUUUCCAUAUCCUUGCAUGGUUGGCCCCUCAUCAUCACUGAAGUCUCAAGUCAAAUGUCAUUGCCUCAGAGACAAUUUCUCUGAUUGCUAAUCAUCUUAACUACCAGCCACUGUCAUAUUACUCUAUUUUAUUUUCCUCAUAGUAUUUAUCAUUGUUCAAAUAUCUUAUUUUGUUUACUUAGUAUCUGUCUCCUCCUCAUUAGAAUAAAAGCGCCUUGAGAACUGCAUUGUCUUGUUGCUCACUUCUGUUUCCAAGAACGAAGCACAUGACUGCCUAAAAUAUAUUAUUGAAUAAAGGAUGAAUGGAGAACAUCUUCACAAGGCAUUGAAAACUGUGUCUAAUUUUAAGUCCUCUAAUACUAUUCAUCUCUUUUUUGGACAGGCUCCAUAGUGUCAAUGUCACUUUUUAAAGUGUAAUGUCCAGAUAUGUAUACAACUGUCCAAGUGUUAUUUGACCAAGUACAAAACACAGCAGGAAUAUAACAUUUUUCAAUAAAUGAUACUUAAGAUUAUAGUAUCUCUUUUUUGACAACUGUGUUACUCUAUUGGCUUCUAUUACAUGUCAGUCAACUAAAAUCUUCUUUCAAAAAAUAAGUGUUUCUAGUCUUUUCUCUUGUCCGCCAACCUAUGUGCGGUUGGAUUUGCUCCUCGCCAUGUCUUCUCACAAGACUUUCAGGAUCAAGAGAUUCCUGGCCAAGAAACAAAAGCAGAAUCGUCCCAUUCCCCAGUGGAUUCAAAUAAAAACUGGUAAUAAAAUCAGGUACAACUCUAAGAGAAGACAUUGGAGAAGAACCAAGCUGGGUCUAUAAGGAGCCUCACAUAUGAAGUGGCCCACACUUAUGCUAUCAAGGUCAACUGUA
This is a messenger RNA of Orcinus orca (killer whale), 2500 nucleotides long. RefSeq names its product 60S ribosomal protein L39-like. Gene Ontology annotation, molecular function: structural constituent of ribosome. The record is from RefSeq and is a predicted model, not a curated record. The coding region runs from base 2294 to 2449 and encodes 51 amino acids. Lineage: Eukaryota; Metazoa; Chordata; Mammalia; Artiodactyla; Delphinidae. The transcript has a single exon. Gene Ontology annotation, biological process: translation. Gene Ontology annotation, cellular component: ribosome; cytosolic large ribosomal subunit.